GAUGCCCGUAAUCACCGUAACGAUACGGUAAUCUACCGUACCGUACCGGCACUGUACCGCACCGCACUGCACCGUACCGACACCGAUGCUCUUCCCCCCUCCUCCCCAUCACUCGUCCCUCACCUCACCCAUAUUUCCCCUCCCCAAGGCCAUAUCGUACAAGUAAUACGGUGUUUGCCCGCCACUGUAUUGUUCUCACAGCCUCGGCUCCUUCCCCCUGAUCUCUCACCACGCAACCCAAUCUCUCCUGAUCUCCAAUCCUCCCUGCCGGUGCCCUGAAACCUUGAUCCAGCAGCAGCAACCGCAAGUUUGAGAGCCACAACCGCCCCCUCCUCCUCGCAGCACAUUUCCUCCUCUGCCCUGCAGACCACGAUACCCGUAGAGCCUCUGUACCACACACAACAAACCCGCGGAGCCGCCCUAAACAACCCCCCCCCCUCCAUCUCCUCUCCAGUGAAAGGGUAGACUAAGCUUACCCCAGUAUCGGACCAACGCGUCUCGGUCCGUCCCUCUUCCUAAAUACUGUACCCCUCCUCCCUCUUCUCGCUUCCAUUCCCUUCUCCCCUUUCCACCCCUUCACACCCCAAUCCCACCCUUUCGCCUUCCCCCGUACUUAUACCCACCACCAAACACAGCAGCUUCCUAGCGACGAUCUUCCCUCCCUCCCCACCAUCCUCUCUCCCUCAACAUUCCCACAUCCCCGCAACAGAGCCAUGGAGAAGACCUCAGCCCGUCAACGUCGCCCACGUCUAUUGACCGAAAAGGAGAGGGACCGCUUGGAGGAAUUCGUUGAUCUCAUUCACUACUCUGACCGGUGAGUCCGCAAUUCUCCCCGCACAAAGCACCCUCGUCUGACCCGCCCUUCCCCGGGCCUUUAGUUACUCCGAUAAGCAAUACGAGUACAGGUAGUUACCCCUGGGGCUCGUGCGAUCGCGGAGACCCCCCUCCGCCACAACCGGUGCACGGAGAUGGUGCUAACUGCUCCUCGGUUAUAGACAUGUUAUGCUACCCAAGCAGAUGCUAAAGCAGAUUCCCAAAGAUUAUUUCGACACAGAGACCGGAACUCUCAAGAUCCUCCACGAGGAGGAAUGGAGAGGGCUUGGGAUAACUCAGAGUUUGGGAUGGCAGCACUACGAGAUUCACGCUCCGGAGCCGCACAUCCUACUGUUCAAGUAAACCCGCCGCACUCGUCUUGUUCGAUUUGCCCAGUUUGCUGAUAUCCUCUCUUCCAGACGGCCCAAGAACUUUCAGACGAAUGCGCAGUGAAAAUGAAGGGAAAGACCGCCGCUUCUCUCCUCUUCUCUCUAUCGCCGAAACGGAGUUUUGAUGCACUGGUAGUGGCGUCUGGGCAACGAAGUAACGAAAAUGGAUGAAAAACAAGACGACGACUAGACUACGAAGGCUCCUGUUAAUCUUUACCCGUGCCAAUAGCGAACUCGGAAGCUACGUUUUUUGCCAUCGAUUCGUUUUAGCAUGGCUUUGAUGUUUUUAUCUUUCUUUCCCUCUUACGAAAUGGGUUGAGAUGUAAAGUGGAAUAAGCGAACUCAUUGGUUUCCCUUCCUUCUUUUUCUUGCCUAUCCGGGCUAUACGCUAUGGAUUUCCUUUAUCCUAUUUUCCCACGCCCGUCUCCUUACUCUUCCUGACUACCGUAGCGAUAUUGUAAGCCGAGAUUGGUUCAAAUCCACACCUUUCUUUUCUCCACUUUCUUUUUCUUUUCCCUUUUGCCAUUGUGUAUAUUGCUGCUGUCCCGUAACACCUGUAACUUCAUUCGGGCCUGAUACCCCCCACAUCCGAUUAUCUGUUUUGUUGUAUGUGGGUACGAUACGUGGUGGGGAUCGUGAAGUUUGGCGAUAGCCCUGUCAGUGAAUAUGGUUGCCGUGGAGAGUGCGCCGGUGUUCUCGACCAUGUUGCUCACCCGCCGAUCGUGCGGGCCACUCUGACCGUACGAGUAUGCCGUAGUUGAUCAAGCUCUACGAACGAUACCCUCCCUACCGAUCCAUAGUUUCGUUCGAAUACGGCGCCCGUACCCUCAAUAUUCGAGCAACGGCUGAGUUUACAUAGUAAUACCGAUGGAUCACGGUCAACGCUCGCUUGCGAUAUUGUACUUGUUCCGACCAGGGAAUCACCUCGACACCAUCUGAAGGGGCUACUGGGGUUCUUUUAUUCCUAUCUUCCAGAUCCUGGCCGGGGAAUUAUGGGAUCAUGGUAGUCCCACAUCCUAGCAGCCACGUGCUCCCGUGAUCCCCUAUGGUACUGUAUCAUACGUAUCGGAUUCUGGGGCCCACACAGUAUGAUACCGGUAUCAUGAUCUCUCCCCUCCUUUCCCCUCUCCGUGGUCAAAUCCGGGCUACAUGACCCUCGUCUGUGCGGGGGAAAAGGAAGGCCAUAGGGCUGAAGGUUGGGAAAUGUAUUGUAUGAUAUUAUUAUGAUAUCGGUAUGAUACCGUAUGAUAAAGGUGAGGGGGGUGGAGGAGCACGGUAUGAUACGAUGAGAGGUGUGGCUCGUGCUGGCCUUUUGAUGGAGGCCUGUGGGUACUGACUUCUGCGCCUACGACAUAAUAAUAUCAUAAUAGUAUCAUCUCCUUGAUGCCGUUUUCCCUUCUUUCGCACGAGCGUCCGGCGGAAUUGCACGUUGAUGGUCCAAACCUGGGUCCAAGAACGCUGGAGGUGUGAUAUUGUUGAUAUCAUACUGGCACCGGUACGUACCGGUAUCUAAUGUUCUCUUGCCCUUGAUCCCCUUGGGAAGUCAUCUGCCGCAGGCGUUGAAAUGUCUGACAGGCAGGGAUCAUGUGUGAGCCCAAUCAGAUCUGAUUGGAUGAGGCUGACGACCACGAAAAAGCUCCAGGUAAAAAGAGCUGGAGCUGCCGGCACCGUGCUUGCACCGUGAGAUCCCUUCCGCCCAGCAAUCAAAUUCGUCAACAACAACAUCGAAAGCCUCAGGCACCAAGCUGCUUCCCCGUAUCGUACCCAGCCCUAUCCAUCGCCACGGCCAAAGAGGGUUCAAUUCAAUGUUAUAAAAGCACCGAUCGGUAUUUACAUUCCUUCCGCUCACUUCCCGUCGAUACCUUUGACUUUUCAUACAUAUUUCCCUGUCCUCCAUCCUCUCGCGUCCAUCGCGUGUAGUUGCCUCCCUUGUAGUCUGCCGGGAUUUUAACCCUAAACAAUCAAUUCCGGCACCUUGAGUGAGUCCGGCGAAAGUGUGAACCCAUCCCAAAUUCAUCCGGACCCUAAGCAACAACCG
Messenger RNA from Tuber aestivum (summer truffle), 3240 nucleotides. Lineage: Eukaryota; Fungi; Ascomycota; Pezizomycetes; Pezizales; Tuberaceae. The record is from the annotation of a GenBank genome assembly.